Vanrija pseudolonga is the source of this 903-nucleotide messenger RNA. RefSeq lists its product as uncharacterized. The transcript has a single exon. The record is from RefSeq and is a predicted model, not a curated record. Lineage: Eukaryota; Fungi; Basidiomycota; Tremellomycetes; Trichosporonales; Trichosporonaceae. The coding region runs from base 1 to 903 and encodes 300 amino acids.
AUGUUGCGUCGUGCCGCUGAUAACCCCGGCGACAAGCCCCCCAGCGGCAUCCUCCGCCGCCCCAGCAACAACGGCGGUGAAGCCGCAGACGACCGUCGUGGCGACCGCCCUGGUAUCCGCUUGGCUCUGCCAGAGGACCACCACCGUGGUCGCAGCCGCUCCAACAGCCCUGGCCAUCGUGCUCGCCCCCAAGACCAAGGGCCUCGCCGGGUUCCACGCCUUCCUCGCCGCGCUCGUCUUGGUCAGAACGACGAAGGCCCCGACCACAACCGCCUUCCCCAUGACGACGACGACCCCGUUUACGUUGGCCAUGCUGUCCCCGGCGGCGGCCACCCCCUCGCGCUCCAGGGCGAGCCCGUCGCCUACGAUCACCCCAACCACGACGUCGACUGGCUUCCUCCCCUUGUCGCAGCACACCCUGACCGUGUUCUUGCCCCUGCUGCCCAACGCCGUCCUCUCCCCGAGUUGAUCGAUUUGAGGGCCGCCGAUGUCCACCCCGUUCCUCGCCAACACCAUGCUGUCGCCCAUGCCCCCCGUGCCCAAGCCGACCAUGACCGGCUCCGUCUUCGCAUGCUUCAGGAUCAGAGGCGUGAGGAAGAGGAUCACUUGCGUGCCCAGGAAGACGUCAAUCGCGAGGAGGAAGCUGUUAGGCGUGCACUCAUGCCCAUACCCUUCACCCAAGACGAGCGCGACCGACGUCAAGCUGUCGACCUCGGCGUCCAGAGGGACAACCACCGCCGUGCCCAGGAAGACAUGCGUCGCGCAAACGAGGAUCUGGCGCGUCACCAGGACGACGAAAAGGAGAUGAAGCGCGAGGUCCGUCGCAAGACGCAGAUCUUCCUUCGUGUUGAAAAGGAGAUGGCCCGCGGGGUGGAGGCGGCCCGCCGCGCCGGCCAUCUCUGA